AGUUGCUCGCCGCCGCGUUCGAGGCCGUUCCCUCGUCGCGCCGUCGACCUGCACCGCUCGCUAUCAGGUCCGCACGCCACGGCCUCGGCGGCCACACUCGCAGCUCGCCCCUCACUCCUACGCCUCGCCGGCGAGCCGCCUUCCGCCCUUUCGCUUCCGCCAUCUUCUGCGCGCUUUGGAUCAUCGUCCUCUCCUCUCGCUUGAGAUCCAGGCCCCUAAACCCUAGAGCUCGCCGUUUCGGCUCGCUCGCUCCGCGCUGGCGGCGGCAAUGGAGGACGAGGAGAUGGAGAAGAAGGUGCAGCAGUACCUGCAGCGCAAGGGGUUCCGCCUCACCGAGCUUGCGCUGCAGGAGGAGCGCAACCGCCUCUCCACCUCCGCCAUCUCUGACGUUGCGCUUGCACGGUCUGACAAUGAUCCAGCAAGGUACCAUGAUGGAUAUAGCAGAUUAAGAACAUGGGCAUAUAGUUCUCUUGAUCAAUAUAAGCACGAAUUACUUCGCGUCCUUUACCCAGUUUUUAUCCAUAGCUUCAUGGAUCUAGUGGCGGAGGGACAUAUGCAAGAAGCUCGGUCAUUUUUCCAUACAUUUCGGGAAGAUCAUGAGGUGAUGCAUUCAAGGGAUCUUCAGAAGCUAGAAGGCGUCCUCUCUCCUUCACACUUGGAGGAAAUGGAACUGGCCCGAUCUUUUAGGAAAAAUAAAUUUAAAAUUAAAUUAUGCGAGUAUUCGUAUGAAUUGCUUCUCCAGUAUCUCCAGAAAACACAAGCUCUUGUUGUGCUUGGAGUAAUCAAUGAGCACAUAACUUUUGAAGUAUCUCCUGGGCAGCCCUCAUUAAUCUCUGAUGAUGCUGAUGUUGUUGCUCUGAUUGGGACAAGUAAGGACUUGGCAAAACAGAUAAAUCAGAAGGAAGUACAUUGGGGGUUGCUUGAAGAUUCUGUUGAAGAGCGAAUGGAGAAGGCACUAGCAGAAUCUGAUAAAAUAGAAGCUGAAAGCAAGGAUGCUGAUGCAGAAGAUAACAAGAAAAGAAACGCAGAAGGUGGAAAGCAAGGUGCUUCUCUUAAGAAGGCCAAAAAGGACAAACUUGUAGGUGCGACUGGAAAAAACGUCAGAACUGAAACAAGCAUGGUUUCUGUGGCACCUCGAGUGAAACCGGAGCUAACUCUCCCAGCAACGCCUGUUGAAGUUGAACAAUCGAUUCUUGAGGACCUGCGAAACCGUGCACAACUGAAUAGCGUGGCAUUGCCAUCUGUCAGCUUCUACACAUUCGUUAAUACACAUAAUGGAUUAAACUGCUCAUCAAUAUCACACGACGGAUCGCUGGUUGUUGGUGGGUUUUCUGAUUCGUCAGUGAAGGUCUGGGAUAUGUCAAAGAUUGGCCAACCAACAAAAAUGUCAAGUUCACAGAGUGAGAAUGGAUCUUCCCAGGGUGAGCGCAUAUCAACAUUAGAUGAGGGGAAAAGAACUUAUACACUAUUUCAAGGCCAUUCUGGACCAGUUUAUUCUGCGGCCUUUAGCCCGUUUGGGGAUUUCCUCUUGUCAUCAUCUUCAGACUCGACAAUAAGACUAUGGAGCACCAAGCUGAAUGCGAAUCUUGUCUGUUACAAAGGACACAACUACCCAGUUUGGGAUGUCCAAUUCAGUCCAGUUGGCCAUUACUUUGCUAGUGCUUCACAUGACAGGACUGCUAGAAUUUGGUCAAUGGAUAAAAUCCAGCCUUUGCGAAUAAUGGCUGGGCAUCUUUCUGAUGUCGAUUGUGUCCAGUGGCAUGUAAACUGUAACUACAUUGCCACCGGCUCAAGUGAUAAAACUGUAAGACUCUGGGAUGUUCAGACGGGUGAAUGUAUAAGGAUGUUUAUUGGUCAUAGGAGUAUGGUUUUAUCACUGGCAAUGUCACCUGAUGGACGAUAUAUGGCCUCUGGAGAUGAAGAUGGAACAAUCAUGAUAUGGGAUCUCUCAACUGGCCGUUGUGUUUCACCACUACUAGGACACAGCUCUUGUGUGUGGACACUUGCUUUCAGUUGUGAAGGAGCAUUGCUUGCAUCGGGAUCGGCUGACUGUACCGUAAAGCUCUGGGAUGUCGCUUCCAGCACAAAAACCCUGAAGACAGAGGACACCAAAGGCAGCUCAGCUAACCGACUGAGACUGCUUAAAGCUCUCCCGACAAAAGCAACUCCUGUUUAUAGCCUGCGGUUUUCUCGGAGGAACCUUCUAUUUGCCUCUGGUGCUCUCUCGCUAAGCUCGUCGUAAGCUGUGUUUUGUAGAAUACAACUAGAACUGUUCCGGUUUUGACAUUGAGUACUGAAGCUGGCAUUUCGGAGACUCCGCUGUGGAUCCUAUUGUAGAGCUAAUCUUUUCAUCAGCAAUCCCAACGAACCCACAGCAUGUACUGCUGAAUUGAGCACCGCAGAUCCUUUGUAGCGUGUUGUAAUAUUGUAACAUUAUUAUUAGGUAAUUACGUUGUGUAAAAUUAUUGCUUAGGUUGUGACAUUAUGAAUGCCACUGUAAAUGUAAAAGCCUGAUAUCUUGUGUUCAAUGGUCUGUCAUGGGGUGGUCUAUCAUUAAGCUUAUAUGAUGUGCU
Messenger RNA from Sorghum bicolor (sorghum), 2573 nucleotides. RefSeq names its product transcription initiation factor TFIID subunit 5. Gene Ontology annotation, biological process: transcription initiation at RNA polymerase II promoter. Gene Ontology annotation, cellular component: transcription factor TFIID complex. The transcript is spliced from 19 exons. The record is from RefSeq and is a predicted model, not a curated record. The coding region runs from base 269 to 2242 and encodes 657 amino acids. Lineage: Eukaryota; Viridiplantae; Streptophyta; Magnoliopsida; Poales; Poaceae. Gene Ontology annotation, molecular function: RNA polymerase II general transcription initiation factor activity; protein binding.